Messenger RNA from Trichomonas vaginalis G3, 1410 nucleotides. Its product is annotated as phage tail repeat-like family. Bases 1 to 1410 code for a protein of 469 amino acids. Lineage: Eukaryota; Parabasalia; Trichomonadida; Trichomonadidae. The transcript has a single exon. The record is from RefSeq and is a predicted model, not a curated record.
AUGUCGAAAGAUAUUGCUUCUAUGAGAGAAAUACAACACAACCGACAACUCAUUAUGCAAGCUCUAAAUAAGAACACAACAAACUUUUCAAACUAUUCUAAGAUAUCUGAGUCAUUGAAAGAAGGAAACUUAAAACUGACAUUAAACCCAAUGACAGAUGAGUUUCUGUUUCAAGACAAUAAGAACCAUACUGUCUGUAUAAAUCCAACAAAAGGAACUUUAAACGAGAAACCUAUAAAUGAACUUCUUUUGAAAGUAGAUGUUGACAACAAAGCUGACAAAGAAUAUGUAGACGAUGCAAUAGCAAAAGAAGAAGAAAGAGCUAACAAUGCUUAUGCAACAAAAGAACAUACUCAUCCUGAACUAGCAGACAAAACAUAUGUUGACAAUAAAAUGUCAAGUGAAGUGACGAGAGCUGAAAACGAAUAUUCUAAAAAGACUCAUACACAUUCUAUAUCUGAAAUAACAGACUUAAACGUUAGCCUUGAAAAUAAGGUAGAUAAGGGACUUAUGGCUAGUGUGUUAGUGAAGAAGGCGGAUAAGGAAUAUGUGGAUGAAAAAGAUAAAGAAAUUAUAGAAAGGGUUGACUGGUACCAUGAAUGGACAUCGAAGACUUUUAAAGUUAAAGCCGAUACAGGAUGGGUUUCAGGAUGUUUAGACCUUAAAGCAGAUAAAACUUAUGUUAACGAUGAGUUAGAGAAGAAAGCAGACAAGAACCAUACACAUACAAGUUUUACAACUGUUGCUAUAGAAAGUAUUGAAGGAACGGUUGAAGAAACUGGUGGGGAUGCAAUAUAUUGUAAACCUCCUAACUUUCCACAAGGUUUAACAUCGGAUGACGACAUAACGACGAUGAGAAACAUUAGAUGUAAAGAUGUUUAUGUCAUGAAGGAUGAAUAUAAUACUAAAUUCACUGCUCAAGAUUUAUAUGACAAGAAGGCUGACAAAACAGAGCUUCAAACAUUAAAGACAGAAAUGCUUCAAACAUUAUAUCCUAUAGGCUCUAUUUAUACGUCAAUGAACUCAACAAAUCCAGAAACAGUUCUGGGUUUUGGAACUUGGACUCAAAUAGUCGACAGGUUUUUGUAUUGUGCAAACUCUUCAAAGGAAACAGGUGGAAGUAAAACGAUUUCAGGUGAAAAUUUACCUGCACACAGUCACUACAUAGAUUUAAGUACAUCUCAAGCAGGUUGGCAUAAGCAUAAAUUUUGGGAUUGGUCAGCAAUGAAAAAAGGUAAAGGAUAUGAUGUUAAAGACGACGUUCAGUUUGCUAUAAAUUGUUUCUGGGGUGACACUCAGGGAGAUGGAAACCAUACACAUCGCGUUUCAGGGUAUACGCAAACAACGGGACAAAGUAAAGAAUACAUGCCACCUUACAUGACAGUUUACGCAUGGUAUAGAAUUGCUUAG